Messenger RNA from Brassica rapa (field mustard), 727 nucleotides. RefSeq lists its product as uncharacterized. Lineage: Eukaryota; Viridiplantae; Streptophyta; Magnoliopsida; Brassicales; Brassicaceae. The record is from RefSeq and is a predicted model, not a curated record.
UUUCAUUUCCUGUUAGAUACUCUCUCUCUACAAGGCCAAUACAAAAAAAGAAAAUUGCGAUCUGCGUUAACCUGAAAAAAGGAUGUUGCAGCUGUUUUUCACGAUAGCGUUCUCGGCGGCGCCGUUAACGUUGUACAUACCGCCGAUAAGAUGUUUGACGAUGUUCGUGGAGACGAUGGAGGAGAUGGGAAUGGAAGGUAGGGUUUAUAGCAGGAGAGUCUUCCCUCGCGCCAGAAUUGCUUGGUCUCGUCUUCUUGAUUGCUUCUUCUCCUCUUCUUCUACUCGCCGUGCUUAAUUUAAUUGCUUUAUUUAAUUUGAACGGACCUUUCUACUAGUCUUUUUGAUAAAGAACUUUAAGGGUCUCGUGUAUGUGGUGGCUGUUUCUAGUAUGAGGAGAAAGGAAGAAGAAUAUGAGAUUAUUACAUACCGUAGAGUUUGGUCUUCAAGGGCUUCAAAGAAGCUGUCCGGUUGUCUGAGAAGAAGCAUUGGUGGGGUUUGUUCUUAUUUGCUGCAACCACUGCUCCUGUCCUUUUGUUCUUUACAUUCUCCAGUUUUAAAGAGUUGUAGGAAUGUUCCUCCGCAUCAUCCACUCUCCUCAAAAAUCCCAAGAUUAGUACAACUCAUCAAAGCUUAUGCUGCCAAAUCAUAGGCUUUAUUGUACUUGCAACAUAUUUGUAUUUAUAUAUAUAGAGAGAGUUUAUAAAGAAAGCAAUGGCUUUAUUUCCUU